Molecule: messenger RNA, 785 nt
Organism: Aureobasidium pullulans EXF-150
Lineage: Eukaryota; Fungi; Ascomycota; Dothideomycetes; Dothideales; Saccotheciaceae
Product: glutathione-dependent formaldehyde-activating enzyme
Exons: 1
Coding region: 187-768 (193 amino acids)
Biological process (GO): formaldehyde catabolic process
Molecular function (GO): zinc ion binding; S-(hydroxymethyl)glutathione synthase activity
Source: RefSeq, a predicted model, not a curated record
GUAAUAUGGGUAUUGUAUUGCGUGCUAGAUCCAUAGGAACAAUUAGAGAAGUCGCUUCCGGGUCAAUGGACAAGAGUAGGUAAAGAGCGUCUCAUCCGCUGCUUCCUUUCCUCCUCUCCCUUCCUCAAUUCAUCCCCAAAACAAAAUACAGAGGACAACCCCAUCUUUCAACCUCAAUUGUCGAUCAUGUCUUUCAAGCUCCACCCCCUCAUCGACAAUGGAUUGAAGAAAGGCUCCGAGUCCUUCUCCGGCGGCACCCUCUCCUGCCACUGCCCUUCCGAAAAGGUCACCGUCUCGCUCUCCUCAAACGUCCUCCACAACCACGCCUGCGGCUGCUCCAAAUGCUGGAAACCCUCUUCGGCGAUCUUCUCCAUCGUCGGCGUAAUCCCCACCUCCAACCUCUCCAUCACCGCCAACGCCUCCAAACUCCACAUCGUCGAUGCUUCCGCACCCAUCCAACGUCACGCGUGCAAAUCCUGCGGCGUCCACAUGUUUGGAAGAAUUGAAAUCGAGCAUGCGUUUAAAGGAUUGGAUUUCGUGCAUGUGGAGUUGAGUGGAGAGGAGGGCUGGCAGGAGCCCCAAUUCGCGGCGUUCGUUAGCAGUGUGGUUGAGCAGGGGCUUGUGGCGCCUGAGGAUAUGGAGGGAGUGAGGGGGCAGUUGAAGGGCGUAGGGUUGGAGACUUAUGAUGCGUUGAGUCCUGGUUUGAUGGAUGCGAUUGCCACUUUUGUGGCGAAGAAGAAUGGUACUUUGAGGACUUCGAAGCUUUGAAAUUAAGUGAGGUUGAG